Messenger RNA from Rattus rattus (black rat), 368 nucleotides. RefSeq names its product C-C motif chemokine ligand 24 (gene Ccl24). Gene Ontology annotation, cellular component: extracellular region. The record is from RefSeq and is a predicted model, not a curated record. The transcript has 3 exons. Gene Ontology annotation, biological process: chemokine-mediated signaling pathway; lymphocyte chemotaxis; inflammatory response. NCBI's taxonomy places the organism in Eukaryota, Metazoa, Chordata, Mammalia, Rodentia, Muridae. Gene Ontology annotation, molecular function: CCR chemokine receptor binding; chemokine activity. Bases 9 to 368 code for a protein of 119 amino acids.
UCCAGGACAUGGCAGGCUCCGCCACGGUCAUUGCCAGCCUUCUACUCCUGAUAGCCUGCACGUGCUGCAUCUGCCCCACAGGCUCUGUGACCAUCCCCUCAUCUUGCUGCGUGACCUUUAUUUCCAAGAAGAUUCCAGUAAACCGAGUGAUUAGCUACCAGUUAGCCAAUGGCAGCAUCUGUCCCAAGGCAGGGGUCAUCUUCAUCACUAAAAAGGGCCAUAAGAUCUGUACGGAUCCCAAGUUGCCGUGGGUUCAGAGGCACAUAAAGAACCUGGAUGCCAAGAGAAACCAGCCUUCUGAAGGUGCCAAGGCCCUGGGUCCCAAGUUCGCCGUCCAGAGACGCCGAGGCAACAGCACCAAGGUUUAG